GUGCAGCUGCGAGGGUGGCACUGCGACGUAGGGCUCGUAACCGUUUUAAAUAGUUUUCAGACCCAGCUGUGGCUAAGCCUGGCUACUGCUACUUGUGUCCACGGGCUCUUGUAGGCACCGUGCUGAGAGUAAGGGUUAGAUAUGAGUGUUUUAUGGGGGAGCCCUGUCUAGACUGGAAUACAGAACCAGGCCAGUUGCAAGCUCCUAAGUUGUCAACAUGGCUACGGACUCAGAUGUGCUGCAUUUCCAGUUUGAACAGCAAGGGGAUGCUGUGUUGCAAAAGAUGAACCUCUUGAGACAGCAGAAUUUAUUUUGUGAUGUAUCAAUAUAUAUCAAUGACACUGAGUUUCAUGGACACAAAGUGAUUUUUGCUGCCUGCUCCACAUUUAUGAGGGAUCAGUUUUUGCUCAGUCAGUCGAAACAGAUGCGAAUCACCAUAUUGCAGAGUGCUGAGGUUGGCAGAAAGUUACUAUUGUCUUGUUAUACUGGUGCUCUCGAAGUUAAAAAGAAGGAGCUUUUGAAAUAUCUCAUUGCUGCAAGUUACCUUCAGAUGGUCCACAUUGUAGAGAAAUGUACCGAAGCAUUGUCUAAAUAUCUGGAAAUUGAUGCUUCUAUGGAGAACAGUAAUCAGAACACAGAGAAAUGUCAUUCCUCAGACACUGAGCUGAGAAAUAAAGAUGACAAUUUGGAUAAAGACUGUGAAAUAAUUGAAAUUUCUGAAGAUAGCCCUGUUAAUAUAGAAUAUAAUGUAAAACGGGAGCAAGGGGAUGCCUUACAACCUGCAAUGCAAAGUUUAAUAACGGAAAGAAAGGACAUGAAAACUCCAGAGAUUUCCACAGUUGAAAUAGGAUAUAAAGAUGAUGAAAUUUGUAUAUUCAGAAUGGAUUCCAUGAGCACAGCCAAUGUGGAAAAUGAUCAUUUUCCACAGCCUUGCACUUCCUCUAAAACAAGUUUAUAUUUUCCAGAAACACAACAUUCACUGAUAAAUUCUACUGUUGAGAGUAGAAUUACAGAAGUGCCUGGGAAUCAUUUUCAGGGCUUUGUCAGUGACAAUACAGAAGGAACCUCGAGUGUAGUGAGUGGGUUUCAGAGUCUGGAGGAUUCUGGUUAUUCAUGGCGGCACCAGUGUCCUAAAUGUCCCCGAGGAUUUGUCCACCUUGAAAACUAUCUGAGACACCUAAAAAUGCACAAACUUUUCUUAUGCUUACAGUGUGGGAAAACAUUUACACAAAAGAAGAAUCUCAAUAGGCAUAUCCGAGGGCACAUGGGCAUCCGCCCAUUCCAAUGCAUGGUUUGUCUGAAGACGUUUACUGCUAAAAGCACGCUUCAGGACCACUUGAAUAUUCACAGUGGGGACAGACCUUACAAAUGCCAUUGUUGUGACAUGGACUUUAAACACAAAUCUGCCCUAAAAAAGCACUUGACUUCAGUUCACGGAAGGAAUGGUGGUGACAAACCAAACCUUGACACAAUUACACAAAUCAAAAUAGACUAUGAUUAGUGGAUCUCUGGAUAGAUGUAAAGACGUGCUCUAUUUAAAAUCCUGUUGUGGUGAAAUGCCAGGUGUUCACCAACUCUUUAUGUAAGGGAGACAAGUGCAAAUAAAUAUCUAAUUUUGCUUACUGUAUUGAAACCUAGUAUUGGUGCAAUUGUUUAGAUAGUGUUUGCUAGUUGAAGGUAAAUGGCAAAAUAUCGGAACAAAAUUUGUGCUCCUUUACAGGUACGCAUGGUACAGAUAAAAGACAGCUCUGCAAAACUUUUUCUUCUAAAAGAGAACUCUUUGUGUUUGUCUUUCACACUUCCUCCUCCCAUUAGAGGACAGACUUAUUUGAAGGACCCUUGAUAUCUCAACGAGCUGAAACCUGAACUGUUUCUUUCCCAACCUUGAAUAGAGUGGGGAAGGGGAUGUCAAUACCUAUUCAGGGAGUCAAUCAUUCCCACUCAAUUGAGCGUUCUAAGACCGAUAGUUCUUGUUUCAGUCUAUGGUGAGGUCACUUUCCCGGUUCACCAAAUCAUUGGCUCUUCUAGUAGAAAGAAGUCAGGGCCUAUUCUAUUCUAUAUAGAUUUUUCUACCACACUCAUCGAAUCUGAUUCUCAAGUGUGUAGUUUAAAAAAAUAAAAACAGGAAAACUCUCUAAUGAAGCUUUAAAAUUGUCUUUAUAAAUAGAGGAGCAGUAAAAGGCACAAAAACACACUAUUCAGUUCACUUUUAACUUAAUAGGGUCUCAUUUUAUUCAUGUUCUAAAGUUUUCUAACAAUCUGACAGCUUUGUUCUCACUGAUACAAAUUGUUUGGUUGUACACUUGUUUUAGUAAUCAAACUCUAAAUUAAUUCUUUGUCUUCUGAUUGUAUUUUAUGUUUGUCUUAGUUUUGUAAAUCUCAGAUGUGUACUGCUGCUGUGAAAAUCUGAGCUACAAGCUGUCACAUAUUAGGAAUCUAUAUCUAUUUGAAAGAUGUUCUUUCUGUAUAAGGAGCAGUUUGGACACUGAGGACUCUUCAGUCUCUAAUUGUAUGAUAUUGUAAAACACUUGUAUGUGCCUGGGUAGAUGUGUUACACUUCAUGGUUUUACCUGCAGGCAUCAAACUGCCCUAUAACUCAAACUCUUUAUCUUGUGCCUGUCCUUGAGUGGCAUAUAUAUUUCUUCCAUUUAAUGUGCUAUAAAUAAGACUAUAUAUAGUUAUUGGAGUGGAAUAAUGCCAUUUAUUCUAGAUCCUCUUGAAUUAGAAAAAACAGUGCUCUUUCUUGUGUAUUUACACCGCAUAAGGAUAUAUUUCCACAUUGAUCUUAUGUCAAUUGCAAAGGGAUAUCUUUAGUUAACCUCCUGUAUAGCUUGUAGUACAAAAGCCACUCUUUUGGGUUUCACUCACCAGACAAUUAGGUGUUGUUUGUGUGCACAAUAUAUACUGUGUAACUUACUAUUAUUCAUCUAUAAUAGCAAUGUUCAACUGUACUGAUAUGAUGACUGCUCUCUACUGAAACCCCAGUUUUGGCAGGUUUAAUACUUUAGUCAUUUUACCUUUGUUUCAAGAUGAAUUUGUAAUAGGUUCUUCACUUGCUAGUUAGACUCAUGCUUUGAAUAACUGAUUUACCAGUCACUUAUUACAAUGCCUAGAGUCUCAGCUGAGUUCAGGAUCCCAUUAUGCUAGGCACUGCACAUGAACAUCAGAGAUAAUUCCUACCUCAAAGGGUUUGCAAUCUAAAUAGAUAAGCUAAAGGGUGAUAGGAAGUACUGCUAUCUCUAUUUUACAGAUUUUUACAGUACCCUCAGGGUUACUGAGGCACAGAGAGACUAACGAAGAACAUGUUUCAGUUCAUUUUACAUAGUGUGAAGUAGUCCUAUUGAAGUGAAUUGGUGGACUAGUCAGUGUGUAAAGUUAAGCAUGUAUAUAAGUCUCUGUAGGAAUGGGACCCAAAUGAUAUGCCCAAGGAAGGCAUAACUGGCCAACUGAAACAAUAUUCUGAGUCCCAGUCUAGUGCUUUAAGCAUAAGACAUCUUUCAUCUCUCUGCUCUUAUCCAAUAUACAUAAUUUGGAUAACAUUGUUCUGGCAUUCUUAACUAUAACAAUUAUAUUUGCCAAACUAAGGGUUUGGGUUUUCCUUAUUUGCUGGACACUGAUGCAUAAUGAAUUUUGCAAGUUUUAAGUUUGAAACAUGGCUGUUUUACAAUUGUGAUUAAUUGCUUUUUAUGGCAUUUUGUUAGUUUUGGUUUGUAUUCUUUGACUAAUCUGUGUUUGCAGUCUUGUUGACCUUGCAUUUAGUGGUGGGUGUGAGGGUCCCUCACAUUGUAACAAAUGCAAAGAAUUCAUUUUUGGUUUUGUAAAUGUUUUAUUUUGUUAAUGGUAACAUUAACGGUUCACCUGACUUCCAAAAACAUACUUACUCGGUAUUGGUUACUGUAUUAACAAAUAUUAACGUGGGUGUAUGUACAGGUUUAUAUCUAACUGUUCAUUUGUGCCUGCAGAUUUGCACACUUUUUUUAAAAAUCAGUUCCUUACAUGUUAGGAGAUGUCAGAAAACAUUGGAGAACUGUAUUAAACUAACAAAUUAAGGAAAACUUGAUGCUCCUUUUAAAUUGGACCCUUUAUAAUAUUGUAGUAUAGAAGUUAAAUGUAUUGUGCUGUUGUGGGGCAGAUAGAGCCUUGGUUUGGCUGUCUUUGGGUUUGUUCAACUAAAAUGCCUUUCUGGCAAGUGCAUAAGUCUCAGCAAUAUGAAUUCAAACAAUCAUUGCCUGAUCUAGGUGUGUGUUACUCAUGUUGUUUCCCUAACUGAUAAAGGGGAAAUAGAGGUUAUGAUCUUGAUAUGCACCUUCUGUGUGAGGAUUGGUAACUUUUGUUCAGCUGUUGUAGUGCAUGUACAUCUGAGAGGAAGCUGUGUGUACCUCUUCAGUGGCUAGAAUUUCUUACUUGAUGAAUUUUGUUAAAGAGAAUUGGACUCAGGCAUAUGUAUGCAUACAACUCCCCUUGUACCAUUUUUUUAAAUGUAACCAUUUGCUCUAUUUAUAACAUAAAUAAAAUGGAAUGGAAAUAA
Chrysemys picta bellii (western painted turtle) is the source of this 4528-nucleotide messenger RNA. It is a transcript of the gene ZBTB6, whose product is annotated as zinc finger and BTB domain containing 6. Gene Ontology annotation, biological process: regulation of transcription by RNA polymerase II. Gene Ontology annotation, molecular function: protein binding; RNA polymerase II cis-regulatory region sequence-specific DNA binding; DNA-binding transcription factor activity, RNA polymerase II-specific. Lineage: Eukaryota; Metazoa; Chordata; Testudines; Emydidae. The record is from RefSeq and is a predicted model, not a curated record.